Mya arenaria is the source of this 1926-nucleotide messenger RNA. RefSeq names its product mucin-5AC-like. Bases 349 to 1926 code for a protein of 525 amino acids. The transcript has 6 exons. The record is from RefSeq and is a predicted model, not a curated record. Gene Ontology annotation, molecular function: signaling receptor activity. NCBI's taxonomy places the organism in Eukaryota, Metazoa, Mollusca, Bivalvia, Myida, Myidae.
AUACUUAAAUGACUUUGCUGUGCCUUUAUCUUCUUUAAUUUGGUUUCGGUGGAUUUUAUUGAGAUCAAAAUCGCAGAUUUUUGUCUUUCGUUUGUCUGUAAAGGCAAUUUAUAAUGGUCAUCACUUAUUCUACACAUUUUCUUCAUCGUGAAACAGUGAACAUGGAUGUAUAUAUGCAAACAAUCAUUUUUGAUAAUAAAACAGUUUAUGUUUAUUAAAUACCAGUGAACCAAUGGUACAAGGUUACUUAGUGCUGAAUAUAUUGAAGGAAAACUGCUGUACUUAAUGUAGUGUAAAUUGCAUAAUUUUGACUAAAAUCUGACCUAACAUGUUUGUUGAUUAUAAGACAUGUAUACAUUGUUAACAGUCGUUUACUGUGUCGCUUUAUGGACCUUAGUCACGGGUGACUAUGAUUGCAUUUGUAACUACAACGUCGAGGAACCAAUCAACUCCAGCCCAGCCGACGGUCAACCGAUUGGCUACAUGUAUGAGUUUGAUUGUAAACCGCUUAUCUCAAUCGGAAAGCCUCCUGGGUGGGGCCUCGUUGCAUUUGAACACAAGACAGGAUAUCUGGCCCUCGAUGCCAACAUAGAAGUACAAAUGUGUCCAGGCAGUCCUCCAGAUGGAGACGUAGUAUAUACAACAAAACCAACAACAAAAAUAGCAAUAACAUCACCACCAACAACUAGUACAACAAAAACAACAACAUUUACAAAUCAAAUCGACGUUGAAACCACUGUUUCAAGUGUUCACAACACCGAUUUUAGCAUACUGAUGUCCAUUUUAACAAACACACAAUCAUUCACAGCCACGCAAGUUACCACAAAUAAAACCACUAGAAACACUAACAAAACUUACAAUUACACCACAAAAGUUCCAACACAUGUACACACUGAAAUAAUUAACAAUUCAGCUAAUCCACUGAUUGGGAAUACUUCAGUGUUUACGCAAACAAACAAUUUCACCGUUUUUACAGAAACAAAAGCUGUAACAACGUCGCAAAGCAUUUCAUUGAAGCCUGAACCAAGCAAAACAAUGCAAACAGGUGUAUGGGAAAACAUGACACCAUCUGUAACAAACCAAAGUGCUGCCGUGACCAUCCAGACAGAACAUCCAGUAAAUCAAAGUAGUAUUCCAACACAUAGUACACCACAAACUCCAAUCACGACUUCAUUCAGCUUAAUAUCCAAACCACCAGCUUACCGUGAUAACAUAACUGUACCAGAAUAUAACUCGACACAAGUGUUAUCAACACUAGGAGAAGUCACCACACAAAAUUUGUAUUACUCAUCAGUGAACACUAGUUUCGCAGAGGCCACAACAGCAGUGUCGGCAACAAAAAGAGAAAUCACCACACCCAACUUACUGAAUACUUCAGUAUCAGAAAGUUUAACAGAUACUUCGAGGUUCACAAUAACAUCUACAAAACCGCCAGACAUCAUAACUUCUCCGAUCAUCAGCACGACAACAGAUAGAAUUGAUCUUUGCCCAUACAAGUUUCUAUCCGAGGUACACGAAAAUAUUCAUAACAAAGUUUUUGGGCAGUACAUGAGAUAUUGCUAUGAACUGCGGCUAAAGACCGGAACUUGGCUCGAUGCGUCAAAGGAUUGUUCGGAGCGGAGAGGAAUGUUGGUGGUUAUAACAGAUCCGCACGUGCAGUCACUCGUCCAUGGCCUUGUUAAUGACCUUCAGCCGCCCGCUGAUAUCUGGCUUGGUCUUUCCGAUAGAGACGAAGAAGGUGUAUGGCGAUGGGUGGAUGGUCAGCCGACAAGUUACACUAACUGGACACUCGUAGAUCCCGUAUAUAACGACAUUAAAGACUGUGCCAUUAUGAGCCACGACUCCGGUAGUUGGAUGCAGGCGGAGUGUAGUUUCUACAUGCUACAUACGGAACGUCUUCCAUGGGUCUGCCAGUACGGUGCGUAG